AGAAAGACUUCCCAGAUAGAGAGUCUUCUUUGUGAUAAAGUACCACAGUUUCUCAUUUGCAAAUUUAUUCUUUUUCUGUCUGUACAGUACAGUUCCAGAAUGCGGUAAUCGAAGCUUUGAACCAUAGGAUCGAGGACGCAGCGGUAUUUGGAUCUGUUUGGUGGUUCUCUGUGACUGUGACUUUGUUAGUGGAAGUGAUUUCAGAGUUUCCGGGAAAUCUAAAAUUAGAAUUCCAAGAAAAUCAAAAAUGGUGAUACACGAAGAAAUACCAAUCCCAGUGCCCUCGUUGCUGGAGCCUGCGUACGGCGAGGGGUCUCAGUACGAAGAACCUCGAUUCCACGAUUUCCAGCCCAUGCGAAAUUUUCGCACUGAUCCCACUUUCGAUGGCUCCUCAGGUGCACCAAUUGAUUCAUCGGCGAUAUCUGUAAAGGUCUCUGGUAUUACUUCAAAUGAUACAAAAUUUACAAAUUUGGCUUACAUGAAGGUGGAACAAAUUGAGAAAAUCAUGAUCAACAAGCAACUCCAAAGCAGAUGGUCUAAAACGUUCAAGAAAAACUAUCAUGUUGUGGUGAAUGACAAGUUGGUUGUACAGAUUCGAGAGGACAAUACUCUGAAAGAGGGGAUAAUAGCCUUGGAUGAAAUGAACGCAAGUUUGCCAAUAUAUCAGUGGGAGAGUUCGUGAUGGUCAAAUUAUUUGAGCCCAAAAAUGAACUAGACAUGGAAGAACUGGAGGUGGUAGUUUAUAAAUUGAACAAGAGUGUUAAGCUUGAAUACACUGCAUUGCAGCUUGAACUGAGCAAGAGGUUUAAGAAACAAAUAAUGAAUAAUGGCCAGAAUGUGUCAUUUCAAAUCGACGCUUAUUUUAAAAUUACUCGCAUAAGAUUGCUGGGACAGGCUAAUCAAUGCUAUAAUGAACUGGGCAGAAUAACUAGCAAAACAAAUAUUGUUAUCAGGUCUCCUAAAGUGUUUGACAAAGAAAUUCAGAUGGAAAAUAUUGAGAAGAUGUUAGUGUCACUGGGCAUUGGUGGCAUAGGACCGACAUUUCGGUCCAUAAUUCAAAAAGCUUUUGCCAGUAGAUUUCUUGACCCAGUACUUUGCAAAAGCUUAAACAUCAGCCAUGUAAAAGGAAUGGUAUUACACGGUCCACCUGGGACGGGAAAGACCCUACUUAUGAGAAAACUUGUUGACCUAUUGGGUGCAGUGAAACUAAAGGUUGUAAAAGGUCCUGAGCUAUUAGUCAGGUGGGUGGGUGAGAGCGAGCAAAAUGUGAGAAGACUUUUCUCUGAAGCAAUAAGAGACCACGGGCUUUAUGGAGAUGAAAGUCCUCUCCAUAUAAUCGUCAUUGAUGAAUUUGAUUCAAUAGCAAGGAGAAGAGGUCAAUCCACCCACUCAGAAGUGCAGGAUGGCAUUGUGAGUCAAUUACUGACAAUGAUUGAUGGUUUUUCUAGUAUGAACAACAUCUUCAUUAUUGGAACAACAAAUCGGUUGGACCUUAUAGAUAGAGCUCUCUUGAGACCGGGCCGAUUGGAGCUUCUUCUUGAGGUAGGCGUUCCUGAUGAAAGAGGGCGUCUUGAGAUACUGAAGAUUCACACCCAAAGUUUAGUAGAAACCUCUUUACUUGAGCCAGCCAUUAACCUUGAAGAGAUAGCUCGUUUGACUCCAAAUUGGACUGGAGCAGACCUUGCUGGUCUCGCAAGAUUUGCGUUGUCAAAUGCUAUUUAUCGAACCAUGGAAAGCACUCUUGGGCCAAUUGAUAAAGAAAGGAUCAAAGUAAGUCUAAAUGAUUUCAAGGAUGGAAUUGAAGAACGACAUGCAACCAAAAACUCAGCAAUUGUUGACAAACUAGACAAUCACAGGGUAAAUGCCCUCUUGGACAUCUCCCAUGUUGAUCCUGUUUUCACAGCUUUCAAAAGAGUUGAUCAAAUUGCAAAUCAACUUUUGUGUUGUAAAUCCCAUCACUUUUUUACCUGCCUUUUGGCAGGACCAAACGGGUGUGGAAAAACAACUUUGGCUGCACACAUUGUCCAAAAACAAUAUUUUAAACAUGUGGAUAUGGUUCAACCAGAAUCAAUGAUUGAUUUCUCUGAAAAAGAAAAAUCCCAGAAACUUGUGGAGAUUUUUGAGGAUUCUUUGAAAUUCGAUUCAAGCCUUAUCAUCCUUGAUGAUAUUGAGAGAUUGGUUGGAUAUACCGAGGUUGGACAAUAUCUAAAAGAAUUUUCCGAAACCUUAAAGGGUCUACUUAGAAAGCAUGAUACAAAGGGGAUAAAAGUUCUUGUGUUAGGAACCACAAGUGAAAAGGAUAUAUUGGAGCAAAUCGGAAUCUCUGAGCUUUUUGUCUUCCAAGUAGAAAUUCCACCAUUGAAAGGUGAUGAUUUUAUAAAGAUCCUACAACGCUCAAAUAUUUGCAAUAAGGAAGUAAUUAAAGCAGCAGUGUCGAAGAAAAUUUCCCUCAAAGAAUUGCAUUUGUUGAUUGAUCUUACGCGCAAUGGGAUCGCUGGGGGGGACCUUUUGGAGUAUUUGCGUUGCAUCAAUAUGAGCGAUGGAAAGUUAGCUCAAGCACAAGCCGAAUUAGCCAGAGUACAGACUGAGUUGACCCAGGCACAGGCUCGAGUGACAGAGAGAGAAACUUAUUGGCAGUCUGAGCUUGAUUCCAGGAUUUCUCAACUUUCUCACCUUCAUGAUCAGCAGACAAGGGAGCUCCAUUCUCAGAUUUUUAACCUCCAGUUCCAGAUUGAAUUACCUACUAGGGACGUUAAUUAGGAGUUCUUAUCAAGGGAUCCCUCCUGAGGCUGCUACCACUCAUGUCCAGCCACCUAUGCUUCCGAGUCAGCCCUCUUCUUCACAUUACGAGGGGCGCCCCGGAGGUGCCUACAUUUUUAGAUGUGGAUGCAAAGGUCCAGUUCAGAGAGGAGAUUGAACAGGGAUCCCUGGGUUGCCUAAUAUUCCCUAGAAGUGAUCUUCCUCUUGGCAGUUCGUUUUCUUUGCAGUAUAUUUUCAGUACUUCCAGACAUGUAUUAUUAUUUCUGGGCAUGUAUUUCCAUUUUGGGUGUGUAUCAAUAUUUUGUCAUGUAUUUUGACAUGUUUAUCUUUUCUCAUCACGUACUGCUUAUCAUCUUGUAGAUGCGUGUUUCUUAUACUGCUUGUUUGCACGCUCUUGGUGUUAUUAUGCAUUGAAGGAUA
Molecule: messenger RNA, 3180 nt
Organism: Quercus robur (English oak)
Lineage: Eukaryota; Viridiplantae; Streptophyta; Magnoliopsida; Fagales; Fagaceae
Product: vesicle-fusing ATPase-like
Exons: 24
Coding region: 682-2760 (692 amino acids)
Biological process (GO): Golgi to plasma membrane protein transport; SNARE complex disassembly; intra-Golgi vesicle-mediated transport
Cellular component (GO): Golgi stack
Molecular function (GO): ATP hydrolysis activity; ATP binding
Source: RefSeq, a predicted model, not a curated record